AUGGACGGAGAUAUCUUCCUUGAUGGAGGCAAUGAAGAUUCUCAACGUACACAGAAGAAAGGAAGGACGCGCAAGAAAUCGGCGCUCACUGGAUCGCUCGAAUCUGGCUCAGGUAAUUAUGUGAAGAUACUUCACAAUGGGAUUGAGGGCGGAAUGUUAUCGACAUUGGCCGAGGCGUGGUCUUUCCUUCAAUAUGGCUUGGAACUCGACUGCGACACAAUCGCAGCCAUCUUCGACCAGUGGAAUGAUAAUGGCGAAUUACAAGGUACCUAUAUGCUCGACAUAGCGGCCGACAUGCUACACGCUAAGAAGUCUUCUUGCGUCCAGGACGCCGGUGAUACGGAAGCACACUAUGAGCGCACUGUGAGCGGAGAUCGAGUAGAAAGGCUGCUAGCGGUCAAGAAACUUCAAAUUCUAGGGACAAAGUCAUUCCAGGGGAUCAAAGACGAAAGCACCGUCAUCGAGCACUUGCGCUGCGCCGUCUAUUUAGGUUUUCCAGCCUUCUUCUGCCAGGGCCUAGACAUGAUUACAAGAGCGUCCGAUGACAAGAGUGGGGCAUCGAUCUACGCCAAUGCCUUCGACUUUGGCGUGGAGAUUGCAUUGUCCAAGCCGCGUUCCGAUGAAGUCGCGCGGAAGCUACACCGCACUUUCAGCUCGCUGAAAGAAAUUGUGGUACACGGCACCUUGUCUGACCAAUAUCUGCUCGCGAUCUCUGCUACUCUCGAAUAUUUCAAAUAUGCAGAUGGCAUGUCAUUACCAACUAGGUUCAUAGAAGGGCAAAUAAGGGGGUUUUUUGGUGCACACGGAUACAACAAGCCUGGUGUUCCUGGAGAGGAUCCAGGGCCCGUUAGAAAGGGGUCCCAUCACUACGAAUGGCAGCCAGCGAAGGAAUAA
Molecule: messenger RNA, 894 nt
Organism: Penicillium soppii
Lineage: Eukaryota; Fungi; Ascomycota; Eurotiomycetes; Eurotiales; Aspergillaceae
Exons: 5
Coding region: 1-894 (297 amino acids)
Biological process (GO): pentose-phosphate shunt, oxidative branch; pentose-phosphate shunt
Cellular component (GO): cytosol
Molecular function (GO): NADP binding; phosphogluconate dehydrogenase (decarboxylating) activity
Source: RefSeq, a predicted model, not a curated record